Molecule: messenger RNA, 1172 nt
Organism: Thamnophis sirtalis
Lineage: Eukaryota; Metazoa; Chordata; Lepidosauria; Squamata; Natricidae
Source: RefSeq, a predicted model, not a curated record
AUGGAGAACACCAGGUAUUUCUUCACUUAUCUCUUACCUUAUACUGCACCCAUUGCUUUGCAACCAAUUUUGAAGGACAUCUUGAAUGCCACCGGUGAUUUACGAUAUGGAGUGAAUGAAACUUUACGAGCUUUCCAAAAAGUUUUGCAUUUGUACAAGUCAGGACUUUAUCUGCAGAAGAAGCCUUCUCACUUAAAAGAAUAUUUUGUUGCAAAGGGAUUCCACAGUAUGGAUACAGAGGACUAUAAAUGUUGGCCUUCGUAUAGCCCUUUGAGAUGCAUGUUGUCUGUUCAUAACGUAGAGGAAGCUGCCUCCAUUUGCAGUUACCAUCCACAGUGCCAACAUUUUAUCAUCACUUCACAGAGAACAUGGACAGGGCGUCCUCUUGCUAUUUUUCAAAGCAAUUUGACCUACUUAAUUCCAGGUAGCACCAUGGAGGUUUAUGUUAAACGAUCUGCAUUUUCAAGAGGAAGCCUUUGAUUGAGAUGCUGGAGACAACUUGGCAUUGUUACUGGGACUGAUGCGAUCAACACCAAUGGAUUACAUUAUUUCUGCUGUGAAGCCAUUAUCUACAUUUUAUGUAGAUAAUGUAUUAUUUACAUUUUAUGUGAACAACUAUUUCAAUAAUCACAUCUCUUUAUUUAAGAACUUAUCCAACCCAGGGGCAUUUUCUAAGCUGUUUCAUACUUACAACUAUGCAAGUCUUAAUUUCAGCCACCACUCGGAUUGGAUGAAUCGGCUUUAUAUAUAUUAAAUCUUAUGUUUCUAAUUUUUUAUAUGUUUUAAAAAAGAAAAAGCACAUAAGCAUUUAUUUUUGUAUGGAAUUGUCCUUCAGGGACACAUUAAUAUAAGUUUUCUUUAAUAUAUGCAUUUUUAUAGACACAAUUUCCCUUAAUAUAGACAUUAUACAUUGUUUUAUAACUAAGAAAUGUGCUAUUGAGAAGAAACCCGAUUAAUCUGUGUAUUAUAAUUUAUUAAAUGUAUGCCACCCAUCUUCCAAUGACUGGACAGCUGUUAGUCCAGGAAGUACAAAUUAAUGUCGAUAUGUGCUUGACAUUCUUACUGUACAGUUUGGGGAAGAUAUUUGUUUCUGGAUGUAAUAUGUUUUUUUAAUAUUUAUUUUUUCUUCCAUUCAAUUGUGUCCAACUCUCAGAGACUCGCUGGACAAGUCC